Molecule: messenger RNA, 527 nt
Organism: Centruroides sculpturatus (bark scorpion)
Lineage: Eukaryota; Metazoa; Arthropoda; Arachnida; Scorpiones; Buthidae
Exons: 5
Coding region: 66-527 (153 amino acids)
Cellular component (GO): cytoplasm
Source: RefSeq, a predicted model, not a curated record
UUAAGACGACGUCUGGGAAAGAAAAUUAGAUUUUUGUAGUAUAGGACGGAAGAAAAGUGCAUAAAAUGAGUGUCACUCUGAACGAAAUAUUCGAUAAGAUACUCGGCACCGAGGAGAGAGCGGAAUCCAAGAAACAGCAUUUAAUGCAAAUUAAAAAUAAGAUUGCCAAGUUACAACUGAAAGAGAAAGAACUGCAAGAGGAGAAACUUUCUUUGAAAACACAAAUUUUGAUUAAAACGCAGAAGUUGUGCGAGCGGCAGAGAUUUUUACAAUGUUUACGGAACAAAGAAAUUAUUUUUAAAGAACAAAAGGAGGAACUUCUUCGUAAAAAAGCCGAGAUUACCGAAGACCUGAAUGUGGUAGAAGAAGAAUUGGCCGUCGAAAGAGAAAAGUUAUGCCACCGAGUGGAAGAAUUUUGCGCGGAUUUUGUCUGCUUUGACGAAAAUAAAUGUCUAAGACGCCAAAAAUGUAAAAAUGAAUUAACGGCCUUAAAAUCGGAAGAACAAAAACUGCUUUAUGUUACAUAA